This is a messenger RNA of Platichthys flesus (European flounder), 1525 nucleotides long. RefSeq names its product insulin-like growth factor-binding protein 1. The coding region runs from base 81 to 818 and encodes 245 amino acids. Gene Ontology annotation, cellular component: extracellular region. The record is from RefSeq and is a predicted model, not a curated record. The transcript has 4 exons. Lineage: Eukaryota; Metazoa; Chordata; Actinopteri; Pleuronectiformes; Pleuronectidae. Gene Ontology annotation, biological process: regulation of insulin-like growth factor receptor signaling pathway. Gene Ontology annotation, molecular function: insulin-like growth factor II binding; insulin-like growth factor I binding.
CAGAGAAAUCACUUUAGAAGGAAAUCUACAGUCACACAGAGCAGCUGAGAAGAAAGAAGAUAGUUAUCCUGCGACCGAAGAUGCCUGGAUUAUAUGAGAAGCUGACGUUUGUGGCAGGAGUGGCCCUUGCGGCCCUGGCCCUGGCGAGGUCUUCCCCAGUAGUGGGCCCGGAGCCAAUCCGCUGUGCCGCCUGCACGCCGGAGAAGCUGAGCGACUGUCCCGCCAUCCCGGCCGGCUGCAGCCAGGUGCUGAGGGAGCCGGGCUGCGGCUGCUGCAUGGCCUGCGCUCUGGAGAAAGGGGCGUCCUGUGGGGUUCACACGGCUCACUGUGGCGUGGGCCUGCGCUGCACUCCCAGGCUCGGUGAGGCCAGACCCCUCCACGCUCUGACCCGGGGACAGGGGCUCUGCACUGAGGACAUUGGUCAAGAGUACACAGAAGGAGACCAGGGCUCCCUGCAUUACCUGUUGGGUCUCAACCUUCCCUUCGACCAGCAAGACCCUGCUGAGGGCCAAGAGAGCAUCAAGGCCAAGGUCAACGCUAUCCGCAACAAACUGGUGCAUCAGGGACCCUGUCACGUUGAACUCGACGCGGCGCUGGAAAUGAUCGCCAGCUCUCAGCAGACGCUCGGAGAGAGGUUCACCACCUUCUACCUCCCCAACUGUGACAAGCACGGCUACUACAAGGCCAAGCAGUGCGACUCGUCUCUGGUUGGACCUCCCGCUCGCUGCUGGUGCGUCUCCUCCUGGAACGGGAGGAAGAUCCCGGGGUCCAAUGACCUGCUCGGUGAAGCAGAGUGUCAUCAGGAAGUCACGCUCUGAGCGGAUUGACGUGGCCACACGCACCCAGAUGCAAACAGACAGAAGUCUUUGAAUAUCUGCAUGCAGCCACCUGGAGAACUGACUUCAUUUUAUUUACGAGAUGCCUGCAUCAAAACUUAUUUAUUCACAACUUGUAUAUUCUUCUUUGUCUUAUCUAUUUUUGUUUUUUUUUAAUAUGUUUGCCUGUUUGUUGUUUUUUCCAGUUGUAAAUAAGGCAACACUGUAUACAUUUGAGUUUCUGACUAAAUAACUCCAUUGCUCAAAACCACAGGUCCGCAGCUGUGCCAAGAGGUUUCAGGAUCAGUUUUCUUUUUUCAUUCAUUCAAAAACCAUACAGCCGUUCAUUCAUUCAACGUGUUGACAUUGUCUGAAUGUAUCUCCGUUGGCGUUUCCUCAAUGGGUAUCAGUGGGAUACUUAAAGUGCUGUAAGCAUGUGUGCACAGUGGUCAAGCACAAACAUUUACGCAUUUGUCUACCUCUGCUGGUCUCGACAGGUUCAGCCGGUUUAACACUGAGGGUUCAGCUCAUCUACACUUUCUUACCUUUUUAUUUGUCUCUGAGGUCAUCAGGGUCAUUUUCAUUUUAUUUAUUAUUAUUUGUCUGUGUUUAUGCUGCUAUUCCAUUAUUGGAUUUGUUGAAAUAAUGCAUAUAGAUACUUCUUAUUUUAUGGAUGUGCAUCAAAUUAAAUAAAUUAUUUAUUCACAAUG